AUGAUGCCUGAGUAUCGCACAUUCAAUGUCUCGGAUAAAGCUCAGGCGAAAAAUUUGCACGACAUAGGCAUUAGGACCUAUCACAUCUUGGGAUACUUGGCUGCACAAAAUUGUGGAUAUACAAACUUGUCAUUCAACCAAAAAGAUAUGUACAACCUCAUUACUCAACAUAAGAAGGAAAAGUACACAUUAAGUAAUGAGAAUCGAUUGAAAAAAUUGUUUUGGGCUAAUGGGACUAGCCGUAUUGAUUAUGAGUGCUUUGGGGAUGUCUUGACAUUUGAUUCGACUUACAAUAGGAAUGUCUACAAUAAACCACUUGUGAUAUUUUCUAGUAGCAAUCAUCAUGGGCAGACCGUCAUAUUUGGAUGUGGUCUUCUUGUUAACGAGAAUAUUGGUUCAUAUAAGUGGCUCUUGGAAACUUUUUUGGAAUCAAUGGGUAAUAAACACCCUAUGGCAGUUGUCACCGACGGAGAUCUUUCAAUGAGAGAAGCCAUCAAACAAGUUUUUCCUUAUGCAACUCAUCGACUAUGUCCAUGGCACUUACAUAUGAAUGCAUGCGAGAAGGUUAAGAACAGUGGAUUUUUAAUGUGGGGAGACAUGGUGGUGAGUUUGAGGUCAGGUGGGGAGACAUGGUGGCGAGGUAUAACUUAUCAAGCAACUAUUGGGUGGACCAAAACUAUGAGUUGA
Arachis stenosperma is the source of this 687-nucleotide messenger RNA. Its product is annotated as protein FAR1-RELATED SEQUENCE 5-like. Gene Ontology annotation, biological process: regulation of DNA-templated transcription. The transcript has 2 exons. NCBI's taxonomy places the organism in Eukaryota, Viridiplantae, Streptophyta, Magnoliopsida, Fabales, Fabaceae. The coding region runs from base 1 to 687 and encodes 228 amino acids. The record is from RefSeq and is a predicted model, not a curated record.